This is a messenger RNA of Tigriopus californicus, 851 nucleotides long. Its product is annotated as inosine triphosphate pyrophosphatase-like. NCBI's taxonomy places the organism in Eukaryota, Metazoa, Arthropoda, Copepoda, Harpacticoida, Harpacticidae. The transcript has 2 exons. Gene Ontology annotation, biological process: nucleoside triphosphate catabolic process. Gene Ontology annotation, cellular component: cytoplasm. Bases 210 to 773 code for a protein of 187 amino acids. The record is from RefSeq and is a predicted model, not a curated record. Gene Ontology annotation, molecular function: nucleoside triphosphate diphosphatase activity.
CACGCCAUCCUUGCUUCUGCUGGCUGGCAUGGUCAAAACAAAGCAAAAAGAAUCGUUUGGAAAACUCUUACUCUUGGUUCUAAUCUUCGAUUCGGUCUUAAGCCCUCGCUGACACUUACCGGUGUACUAGUAAAAACGCCUGAAGGUAAAAAUAAAGGCGGCUCGUGAAGACUUUGGGUUACUCUGUUGCCGAAACACCCCCCCGAAAUAUGUCCCGUCCCACAUUGACCUUCGUGACGGGCAAUGCCAAGAAAUUGGAGGAGUUCACGGCCAUCUUGGGACCAAGUUUCUCUCAUCAAAUCGUGUCGCAAAAGAUCGAUUUGCCCGAAUAUCAAGGCACGCCUCUCCAGGUGUGUCAGGAGAAAACGCGAGCCGCUUUUCAGAUUGUCCAAGGUCCGGUCAUCGUGGAAGACACUUGUCUCUGCUUCAACGCCCAUGGCGGGCUCCCUGGACCCUACAUCAAAUGGUACCUGGCAGCGUUGGGUCCGGAGGGCUUGCCCCGACUCUUGGCCGAUUUCUCGGACAAGACCGCCUACGCCCAAUGCAUGUUCGGUUACGCCGAUCAAGCUGACCAGGUUCCGCGUGUGUUUGAAGGGCGAACCCACGGCCAAAUUGUGCCCCCCCGUGGAUCUCGGGACUUCGGAUGGGAUCCUAUUUUUCAGCCCGAUGGAUUUGACCUCACUUUCGCCCAAAUGGCAGCAUCUGAUAAGCACGAGAUCUCGCAUCGAGGUCGGGCCCUGGCGAAACUCAAAGAGUACUUCAUGCCCGCCUAAUUGAAAAGAACCUUGAACACGGUUUUAUUUUCUUGACGUCUUGUUUUCAGUAAAAUUCCAUUUCAUUAACGUUUCAAA